AUGGCUUCGUUCUUUGAAGAACUCUGGAACUCUAUCUUCACGCCGGGCCCCACGCCUACAUUACUCGUUGCAACCAACGCAGCAUUUGCCGCCUUACAACUUCUUCUACUGAUCCUCCUUCUCGCAACCUACUCGAUUCACUUCCUCAUAUUGUCUGUACUCUGCGGUGGACUCUGGUAUUCAAUCAAUUGGUUCGCCACUGAGAUUUCCAAGGCGCAAGAGGCGGAUAAGGCUCAAGCAAAGAGGUCCAAGAGUCCAGAAACCGAAACCGCAAGCGACACAGAGACCGAAGGACCUGCGGUAGCGUCGACGGCGUCUUCUUCAGGCCCUCCCGAACAGCCGUCGGCAAAAACUACGUCAGCUCAAGCCUUGCAAGGACAGCGACACGAGAAGCCGAGGCCAAAAUCCCCACCUAGUUUGCUCGAGCCACGAGGGACCGAUGGCAUGGAAGCAAUCCGGCGGCGGCGAAGCUUAGGUGAAAGCUCAGGGUAUAUUAGUACGGACAGCGAGUGGGAGAAGGUAUCGGAGGGAGAAGAUAAAGGGAAAUGA
Messenger RNA from Exophiala spinifera, 549 nucleotides. RefSeq lists its product as uncharacterized. Lineage: Eukaryota; Fungi; Ascomycota; Eurotiomycetes; Chaetothyriales; Herpotrichiellaceae. Gene Ontology annotation, biological process: vacuolar proton-transporting V-type ATPase complex assembly. The record is from RefSeq and is a predicted model, not a curated record. Gene Ontology annotation, cellular component: endoplasmic reticulum membrane. The transcript has a single exon. Bases 1 to 549 code for a protein of 182 amino acids.